AUGGGCGGCACGGUAUCAACUGAGGAGAACAAGCAAUGGGCCUUGGAAAAGGUGCUUUUCUUUGACCCAGAGACACGCCCGGACCCCGAUGAAGUCCUUCAAGGCAGAGGCGGGGCCGGCUGUGUGAGGCGCUUCACGCCCAGUAACGCGAAGCUGUGCAACCGCAACUUUUUGAUUCGGUUUAUUAUCGACGGCAAAGGAAGGGAGUUCAUUUUGAAGCUUCAGAACCAACCCUACUGCCGUUUGCUUCUCUGUGACAAAGCGGGGGAACCUAUCAAGGAGAUCCGCACGACUCGGGUCAAGUAUAUUCAACGCCAGGACAUGACAGUUGAGGUUUACGUCAAGACCGAGAGAAACGAGAUGUCGUCGCUGUCUUUCGAAUUCGAGAACGCCAAGGAGUGCGACCUUUUCGCUGAGUUUUUCAAAAUGCUCUUUGGGAUACAGGUGCACCACUUCGGCUUCCGCGACAUGGGCAGCGGACUCGCAGAUCUGAUGGAAAAUGAUGCGGCAGGCAGUGACAGCAAUUAUUCGGGGAGCGACGAAGACGAGUACGAACAGCGACAGAAGGCGCAAGCCAAACAGCGCCGACAGAGGAAACAGGCUCUCCAAAGACGCACAGGCUGUCCCCUCCACGGAGACCAACCUUGCGCAUGCGCGGUCGAGCGUCCCAGCAUCACGCAGUAUGACGAUGAGUCAUCGUCUUCUGAAGAAGAGAUUCACGCCUCCUGGUCCAAUAGGUUCCCCGUGUCUAUUGAAGGCGUCUGCGAGGCAGGAAGCACUGUAAAGAUGAAGGAUCUCGCUGCGCGGUUGGUAAACAAAGCUCCCGCCCGGGUUGUCGAGUGGUUUUUCUCUCACGAGGCCGGGAAAGACCCUUCGUUCCCCACAGUGCCGGAGAAGACGGGACUGUCGAUUAGGCUUGAAGAAAGAUACGUUGGCUACUCUGUUCAAAUUCGGGUAGCCCGGCGUAUGGAAGGAUCAACUCUCGCCAACCAGUUCGUUUAUUCUGUUGCGGUCAAGGGACCGAUCACAGUCAGCUCGGUGACGGCGCGAAGCAUGCUGGAGUUUCUUGCUGAGGGAAUUGCCUUCAGGGCGAAUGUGCGCGAGUUUUCGGAACCUCUCGAGAAGGCGGUGCCAUGGGAGUGUUUUUAUGUGACGCGGCCAGAACCGGACGAACUGGAUUACAGGGAAGACGACAUUACCCUACUCUUCCAUAUUCUCUCGUACUCCGUGGCCAAAGCGAUGUACAGGCAGUCGACAGUCUCGAUCCGGCUCCCUUCAGAGGCUACCCGAGAUGCGGUGUACCAUACCGUAGUUUUCUUCAGGCUACAAAAGAAAGUGACGUCCUACGAGCGCUUCGCGCGGGACUUGGCCACAGGCAACUGCACAGAGAUCAAGCAUCGCUAUGCGCGUCUCUGGACAGAGAACACUUGGACGACGUACACGACUCUGUCUCCGUCACAGGAGGCUCUCACGCUUCUCGCAAACGCCGCGACAGCCGAGGCAUCACCGAGCGCUCAAGUGCCCUCGUCACCUGCUACUGCUUCGCGGCCUCAGCCCGUCAAAACGGGCGCAUCCCCGCGUGGCAGUCGCCAGAAUCCGCAGGCGAUCGCAUACAGCGGAAGGGGCGGAGCAAACAGGAAAGAAGCUGAAAAGAAACGCGAAGAGCCAAGCGCGACAAGUUCCCGAACGCCACGGGAUCAGCAGGCGCCGAGUCGUGGCGAAGCUGGCAAGGUCGAAGCGUCGCCGAGUGUUCAGGAGACCAGCAUCGCCGCCGCCGUCAGAGCGCGGCUUAUCAACAAACAGCCCAAGCGAAACUACAGCGACUACGCGCAAGUGUUCGCGGAGACAGCCGAGGAGAAGGCGCCGCCCGCGAUCCCCAAAACGACAACACGGAAGUGA
Neospora caninum is the source of this 1899-nucleotide messenger RNA. RefSeq lists its product as hypothetical. The record is from RefSeq and is a predicted model, not a curated record. The coding region runs from base 1 to 1899 and encodes 632 amino acids. The transcript is spliced from 12 exons. NCBI's taxonomy places the organism in Eukaryota, Apicomplexa, Conoidasida, Eucoccidiorida, Sarcocystidae.